Chelonus insularis is the source of this 4066-nucleotide messenger RNA. It is a transcript of the gene tam, whose product is annotated as DNA polymerase gamma, catalytic subunit tam. Gene Ontology annotation, molecular function: DNA-directed DNA polymerase activity; DNA binding; 3'-5' exonuclease activity. Gene Ontology annotation, biological process: mitochondrial DNA replication. The coding region runs from base 158 to 3985 and encodes 1275 amino acids. The transcript has 3 exons. Gene Ontology annotation, cellular component: gamma DNA polymerase complex; mitochondrion. NCBI's taxonomy places the organism in Eukaryota, Metazoa, Arthropoda, Insecta, Hymenoptera, Braconidae. The record is from RefSeq and is a predicted model, not a curated record.
AAACGAAUAUGGAGUCUCAGCGUAACGUCAUUCACAUGUGUAUUGUUUUUUUCAUAAUUCUAUUUAAUUUAUGAUAUUUUUUUGCCUUCUUGUGGAUAUUUUCACAUCGAGUUAUUGAGUUUUAAUAUAAUAAAUACUUCCGAUUGACAUCACGAGAAUGCGUAGAAAAAUCAAAUUAAUUAACAUAUGUAUUCGACAUAAGUGCACAAAAGUAUUAAAUACUGAAAAAGUUUCUUCACAAGGAUCUAAUAGUACAAAAAAAAUAGUGCGUCUUAAGAAACAGGUUAGAACUGAUAAUAAAUUGAACAAACUAACCUCUCAAUCUGUAUCUGUGGAACAUGUAAACAAAACUCUCAAUGCACAAACAAACAAGGAAUCAAUACAACUUUCUGGUCAAGAGAAUGUAUUUAAAAAUGUCAACAACAUAAAUUCUUGGGAUGCUGAGAAAAUAUGUCAACAAUUCUUAAUACCUGUAAAUAAUGCACAUUUUAAAAGAAUCAUAAAAAAUGGUAAACAUUGUAUUAGAAAUGAAGAUAUACAUAAAAAAGGAUUUCGCGUAGAUACAACAGCUUACGAUCAUUUCGAUACACCAAAGCCUUCUAAUGUACAAAAAAAAGAUAUCUUAGAAUGCGGAAAUAAUAAUGUAAAUAAUGUAACAAAUGAUGUAAUUGAUAACAAGGAAGCUCGAUUCAAUGAGUUGAACAUGCAAAUGUUGUCGAAAAAACUUCAUGAGCAAGUUUUUAUUAAUUCUCAUAAGAAACCCAAUGUUACUAAAAAUCAAAUAGAUUCUUUAAAAAAAGAUCUUGAAGAUUUUGGAAUGAAGAUCAACGAGACUGUAAAAAUACCUGAUGUUGAUAUAGAUUUACCACCUUUAGAAGGAAAAGAUUUAGAAGAACAUUUUUUUAAUGUUGCUAAAAGUCAGAUAAAACCGUAUAUGAAAGCUAUUGAAAACAAUUUAAAGAGUAUACCUAAGAUACCAGAAAAAUGGAUUUUGCAAGAAGGUUGGACUAGAUAUACAAACGAUACAAUCGAAAAAGUUGAUUACCCAUUGGAAGAAGCUUUAAUUUUUGAUGUAGAAGUGUGCGUAAAAGAAGGUCCAUUGCCAACACUUGCAACUGCAGUUUCUAGUUCUGCUUGGUAUGGCUGGGUCUCUAAAUCUCUCGUUGAUUGUAGUAGUAUUCCAAUAGAAAGUCGUUCUUUUACACUAGAUAUGUUGAUACCACUAGAAAGUACAUCAAACGAAUCCGGGAAAAAGUUAAAUGAUUAUCAAAAGAAGCCAAAGAUUGUUGUAGGUCAUAAUGUCUCUUAUGAUCGAGCUAGAAUUAAAGAACAAUAUUGGCUUAAUUCUACAGGUACUCGAUUUGUAGACACAAUGUCUCUUCACGUUUCCAUUAGUGGGAUGAACAGUUAUCAAAGAUCACUGCUAUUAACUAAUAAAGAAAACAAUGAUUUAGAAGAACAAGAUUGGCUGAAGUCUACAUCUUUAAAUAAUUUAGCAGAUGUUUAUAAACUCUAUUGUAAUAAAGAGCAUAAAAAAUCUAUGAGAGAUAUUUUUGUUGAGGGAACAUUGAUAGAAAUCAAACAAAACUUUGAUGACUUAAUAAAUUAUUGCGCUACUGAUGCUAAAGUAACUCACGAAGUCUUCCUGCAUCUUUUAUCACUUUUUCAAGAAAGGUUUCCACAUCCUGUAACAUUUGCCGGAAUGCUAGAACUAAGUACAGCUUAUUUGCCCGUAAAUUCUAGUUGGCAAAGAUAUAUUGAAGAAUCAGAAUCAACUUUUGAAGAUUUAAACUAUGAGGCAAAAAUAAGUUUAUCAAAGAGAGCUGAUGAAGUGUGUAAACUAAUGCAUAAUGAUAAAUACAAAGAAGAUUUGUGGAUGUGGGAUCAAGAUUGGAGUACACAAAAGAUCAAAGUUAAGAAUAAAGUUUCGAAAAAAAUUCUAGUGGAAUCAGAAUCUCAAGAAAAACAACUGUCAGAUUUUGAAAAAUAUUUAACAGAUGGAGAAGAUGAACCAGAUCCUUUAGAACAAGAGUUUUCUUAUCUUUUCAAUACAAGAAAUCGACUUCCUGUAAAAAUGCCUCAUAUGCCGGGCUAUCCAAAGUGGUAUAGAUCAUUAUGUAUGAAAGAAAAUGAAGAAAACUGGAUUCCUGGACCUCAAAAUAUCAGCACUUCUUUAAAAGUAACCCCUAAAUUGUUAAAUCUAACUUGGGAAAAUUAUCCUUUGCAUUAUAUUAGAGAACAUGGAUGGGGGUUUUUAGUUCCUUACAAUGAUGAUCCUAAUAUAAAAACUUCAUUACCUCUGCGACAGCUUCUGAUGCAAUGUCCUUUGCCCUUAGAAUCUAAAAUUGAUUCGGAUACAAAUUAUGAUAUGGAUAAUUUACAAAGUGAUGUACAAAUAGAAUUAACUAAAACCGAGUUCUGGAGAAAUAAAAAAAGGAAAAAAGAUGAAAGAAAGCCUGAUUUUUACAAAGGAAGUGGAAUAUGGUGUGAUGUCAACAUUGAUAAUUGCUGUUGGUUUUUUAAAUUACCUCAUAAAGAUGGACCUAAAAUGAAUGUAGGAAAUCCUUUAGCUAAAGACUUUCUGAAUAAAUUUUCUGAAAAUGUUUUAGCCGGUCUUGAUUCAAGUGCCACAAAAGUAUUAAAAAUAGCCAAAAUGACAUCAUAUUGGAGAAACAAUAGAGAUAGAAUUCUAUCACAGUUGGUGAUUUGGUUGAAUGAUAACAGUUUACCAUCUGUUAGUCGUCGUCGCGGAAAUCAGAGAAGUUAUGGAGCCAUUAUUCCGCAAGUUGUUGUGAGUGGUACUUUAACCAGGCGAGCUACAGAAGCUACAUGGAUGACUGCAUCAAACGCCCAUAUAGAACGAGUUGGAUCUGAAUUGAGAGCAAUGGUACAAGCACCACCAGGAUUUAGUAUUGUUGGUGCUGAUGUUGAUAGCCAAGAACUUUGGAUUGCUUCACUUAUUGGUGAUGCUUAUUGUGCUGGAAUUCAUGGUGCAACUCCUUUUGGUUGGAUGACACUCAUAGGAAAUAAAUCCAAUGGAACUGAUAUGCACAGUGUCACUGCUAAAGCUGUAGGUAUUUCACGAGAUCAUGCUAAAGUGAUUAAUUACGCUCGAAUUUAUGGAGCUGGCCAAAAAUUUGCCGAAAGACUUUUGAAACAAUUUAAUCCUUCUAUGACUCCAUUCGAAGCUCUAACCAAAUCUAGAAAAAUGUUCAAUAUUACAAAAGGCAAAAAAGUAUUUCGCCUGAAAUCAGAAUUCAUUAGUGAUGAUCUUCUUGACCUUAAUUACAGUGGGCUUGAAGCCCAUAGAAUUGCUAAAGUCUUUGGAAAGUCAGUUGCAGAAAUGUUUGGCUCUGGACAUUGGAUUGGAGGAUCAGAAUCUGCAAUGUUCAAUAGACUUGAAGAAAUAGCAGAAAGUACUUAUCCAGUGACUCCCUUUUUGAAUUCACGUCUCAGUCGUGCUUUAGAAGUUGAUGAAGAGCAUAAAGAUAAAUAUUUACCUACAAAAAUAAAUUGGGUGGUUCAAAGUGGUGCAGUUGAUUUUUUACAUCUAAUGUUAGUAACAAUGAGAUGGUUAAUGAAAGAUAAUGCAAGAUUUUGUUUAUCAUUUCAUGAUGAAAUUAGAUAUAUUGUACCUUCUCGUUACAAAUAUAAUGCUGCUCUUGCUAUGCACGUUACCAAUCUUCUUACAAGAUCUUUCUGUGCUUUAAGACUUGGAAUUGCUGACCUUCCUAUGUCUGUUGCAUUUUUCGCCUCUGUUGAAGUAGAUACUGUGUUACGAAAAGAAGCUACUGCCGAUUGUAAAACUCCUUCAAAUCCCUAUGGAUUAGAGAAUGGAUAUGGAAUAUCUCCUGGGGAGAGUCUAGAUAUUUGGAAAGCGAUAGAAAAAUCUGGAGGUCUUCUAGGAUCAUGGCAUAGUGCCUUAAUGAGAAAGAAAAAAAUAGAAAAAACUGAUAUGAUUGAGAAUGAUACCACAAAUAAUUAAUUAAAGUAAUAAACAUUGUUUCUUGUCAAGAUAAUAAGAAAUCGAGCAGAAUGAAUUGAGUGAAACUAAACCUAAAGAAAA